Molecule: messenger RNA, 1620 nt
Organism: Aegilops tauschii subsp. strangulata
Lineage: Eukaryota; Viridiplantae; Streptophyta; Magnoliopsida; Poales; Poaceae
Source: RefSeq, a predicted model, not a curated record
CUCCGGAGUAACAUGCAUAGAAUGAUAGUCCAAUAAAUAAUGGGCCAAGAAAUGGCAGUAGUACAGUGAGAGUGGAGAAGGCCCGAACUGGCAGGGCCUAUCAGCGUCCGAGGAAAGCCAGGCUGCUGGUAGAGCUAUAGGAAGCCGCCUCCGAGCCCUUGCGCCUUCCUUUCCCCUGCAUGCCUCGGCGUUGAUCCAUCUGCUGCUCCGGCAUGGCGAUCUCCAAGAGCGCCCAGCCCUCGCCGGUGGCCAUCUUCCUCUCAGGGGCGGCCUCGGCGACUGCGCUGCUCGUCUUCUUCUACACCGCCACCGCAGGCCCCGCGUGGCCCACGGCGACGACGGAGUUCGCUCCUCAGGGAAGCCAGGCGGUGGCUCGGCCGGCUUCUGCACUGGCGACGAAGGCUUCUUCUCCUACCAAUGCGACGGGCGGCGACGACGCGUUCGCGCGGAUGCUGCGGCGGGCGGCGAUGGAGGACCGGACGGUGAUCAUGACGUCGGUGAACGAGGCGUGGGCGGCGGAGGGGUCGCUGCUGGACUCCUUCCUCGAGAGCUUCCGCGUGGGGCUCAACAUCUCGCACCUGGUGAAGCACAUCGUGGUGGUGGCCAUGGACGAGGGCGCGCUCCGCCGGUGCCGCGCCGUGCACCCGCACUGCCACCUGCUGCUCCCCGACGUGGACGGCCUCGACCUCUCCGGCGCCAAGAGCUACAUGACCAAGGACUACCUCGACCUCGUCUGGAGCAAGCUCCGGCUCCAGCACCGCGUCCUCCUCCUCGGCUACAACCUCCUCUUCACGGACGUGGACGUGGCGUGGUUCCGGGACCCGCGGGUGCACAUCACGGCGGCGGCGGACAUCACGACGUCGAGCGACUUCUACUUCGGCGACCCGGACGACCUGGGCAACUACCCCAACACGGGCUUCAUCUACUUCAAGGCCACGGCCCGCAACGCGCGCGCCAUGGCCUACUGGCACGCCGCCAGGGCGCGCUUCCCGGAGAACCACGACCAGUUCGUCUUCAACGAGAUCAAGCGGGAGCUGGCGGCGCCGCCCAUCGGCGUCCGGAUCAGGUUCGUCGACAGCAAGCACGUCAGCGGCUUCUGCCAGCUGGGGCGCGACCUCAACCGCAUCGCCACCGUGCACAUGACCUGCUGCAUCGGGCUCGAGAACAAGCUGCACGACCUCCGGCGCGUCGUCGAGGACUGGAGGCGCUACGUGUCGCGCCCGCAGUGGGAGCGCCGGGCCGGCAAGAUCGGCUGGAGGUUCGAGGGAGGCAAGUGCAUACAUUGAUUGAUCGAUCCAUUGAUUGAUGGGAUCGACGGGGACCGAUCGAUGCGGGAUUGUUCAUUGAGAGAGAGACCGAUGGUGCAUGGAAGAUUGCGAGCUUCCGGCCUGUCGUUGCUGUGUUUCGCCAUUAUGUUCAUAUUUCAGAAAUUAGUACUACACACACAUGACAUAUGCCUUGAGAAAAUGUACACACACUAUGCUUUUUUCAGAGAGAAUACACAUGCUAUUCUCCGGUGGAUUGUAUGGUGCUAAACUGUAAUUUGUUGUUGUCGAGCAGUUAGAGCAUCUCAAGCCCAACCCUUGAAAGGUAUUAAUUCCUCCAAAGGUUCUUCUUUAA